Dromaius novaehollandiae (emu) is the source of this 1536-nucleotide messenger RNA. RefSeq names its product endonuclease, poly(U) specific (gene ENDOU). Gene Ontology annotation, biological process: immune response. Lineage: Eukaryota; Metazoa; Chordata; Aves; Casuariiformes; Dromaiidae. The transcript is spliced from 9 exons. The coding region runs from base 84 to 1169 and encodes 361 amino acids. Gene Ontology annotation, molecular function: RNA endonuclease activity; scavenger receptor activity; polysaccharide binding. The record is from RefSeq and is a predicted model, not a curated record.
AGCAGCGAGUGUCAGGGAGCGUCGGCAUUCCCAACCCGCUCUCCAGGAAGCUUUGAAAAAUCUAGCUUGCCGUAUCUGGGACGAUGAAGACCUGGAUCCUUCUCCUUGGAGCAGGAAUAGCCUUGGGCUGCGUGUCUGGCAAUCUCUACACAGCCUCUGACUCCUGCAAGGGACGCUGCGAGGAGCCAUACAACGAGAAGGAUGAGUGCCACUGCAAUGCCGAGUGUGAGAGAUACCACAACUGCUGUGAGGAUUACUAUACAUACUGCAGCCCAGAUGGAGACUGGGCCGAAGCGGCAGAGCACGCACGCAGCAGUGAGGGUUUCUCCAGCAGCCAGGAUGCCAUCACGGAUGGGGACCUCCUGCACAUCUCAGAGCAGCUUUACGAGGCGGAUCACAACAAAGCUCAGCCGACUGAUGUCAUCAUUAACCCACAGCACCAAGUCUCCCCAGACGAGACGGGUGACCAGGAAGACCACUCCCCUGAGCCGCUCUACAAAUACGUCAAUGAGAAGCUCUUCUCCAAACCCACCUAUGCUAGCUUCAUUAAGCUGCUGGACAAUUACCAGAGGGCAACCGGCAGGGAGGAGGAGGUCACAGCAGAAGAGCUGAAGGAGCAGGACAACUUCCUCAAGGAGGUGAUGAAAACUGAGCUCAUGAAGAAGCUCUUCGCCUUCCUCCACAAAAAAAACCGCUACAGCUCUGAGCAGGAAUUUGUCACCGAUUUGAAGGAGAUGUGGUUCGGCCUCUACUCCAGAGGCAACGGCGAGCGGGACUCCAGUGGCUUUGAGCAUGUCUUCUCAGGGGAAGUAAAAAAAGGGAAAGUGACUGGAUUUCACAACUGGAUUCGCUUCUACCUUAUGGAAAAGCAGGGUCUCGUCAACUACUUCAGCUACAGCUAUGAUGGGCCGUGGAACACCUACCCUGACGUGCUGGGGAUGCAGUUCAGCUGGGAUGAGUUUUACAAAGAAGUGGGCUCCGCAUUCAUCGGGUGCAGCCCGGAGUUCGAAUUUGGCUUGUACACGCUGUGCUUCAUCACUCGGCCUGGAAGGGCAUGUCACCUGAGCCUGGGCGGCCACAGCCUGAGCAUCCAGACCUACACCUGGACCAAGUCCACCUACGGCAACGGCAGGAAGUACAUCGCCACUGCCUACGUGAUCUCGUCCUGAGGCUGCCUGCACCCCGGCUGGGAGAAAUGGGGAUGGCUGCAGCCACACAGCACUCCACUGCUUUGGGGCAUGGGUACCCAUUGCCGUGGGACCUCUGCCCUGGGCAGGACUGGUCCUGCCGUGGGAGAUGCACAGCCACGCUGCAGAACUGGUGCAGUGUGUGUGCGAGGCACCGGAGGGAGCUGGCCAAGACAGCAGUGGCCGUGCCCAGUGUGGACAGAGCGGAGGGAGGGGGGCAACAGUCUCAGCACCCCUCAUCACCAUCUAGCAUUGUAUUCCCCAGCCGCAGCAGAAGAGCAGUGGGAAGUGAGGAACUUUUGAUGGAAAGUAGCAUUCCUAAGCUAAAUAAAUAUCGACCCUGUAAAAA